CCCAGCGCGGUUACGCCCCUCGUGCCGCCGCGUUCCCCUCGGCUCCCGAAGUCCCAGCUAGCCUAGCCCGGCGCGCACCGAGGAGCUGCGGGCCCGGAGCAGCCGCCGCCCGACCCGGCCAAAAGCAGCGAGAGAGAAACUGGGCCGGUCUACCACCUUAAUAAGCUGUGUGGAGUAAAAUGAAUGAUUUUGGAAUCAAGAAUAUGGACCAGGUGGCCCCUGUGGCCAACAGUUACAGAGGGACACUCAAGCGCCAGCCAGCCUUUGACACUUUUGAUGGGUCCCUGUUUGCUGUGUUCCCGUCACUAAAUGAAGAGCAAACACUCCAAGAAGUGCCAACGGGCUUGGAUUCAAUUUCUCAUGAUUCAGCCAACUGUGAAUUGCCAUUGUUAACACCGUGCAGCAAGGCUGUGAUGAGUCAAGCCUUAAAAGCCACCUUCAGUGGGUUCAAAAAGGAGCAGCGCCGUCUUGGCAUCCCAAAGAGCCCUUGGCUGUGGAAUGAACAACAAGUGUGCCAGUGGCUCCUGUGGGCCAUCAAUGAGUUCAGCCUGAUGAACGUAAACCUCCAGCGGUUCGGCAUGAAUGGCCAGGUGUUGUGCAACCUGGGCAAAGAGCGCUUCCUGGAGUUGGCACCUGACUUUGUGGGCGACAUUCUCUGGGAACAUCUGGAGCAGAUGAUCAAAGAAAACCAAGAAAAGACAGAAGAUCAAUAUGAAGAAAACUCACACCUCAACUCAGUUUCUCAUUGGAUUAACAGCAAUACAUUAGGCUUUGGUAUGGAGCAGACACCAUAUGGAAUACAGACCCAGAGUUACCCCAAAGGCAACCUCCUGGACAGCAUGGCAUCCACGGCGCCCAGUGUGCUCAAUUCUGAGCAAGAGUUUCAGAUGUUCCCAAAGUCUCGGCUCAACACUGUUAGCGUCAACUAUUGCUCUGUCAGCCAAGACUUCCCGGGCAGCAACAUGAAUCUGCUCACCAGCAGUUCUGGGAAGCCGAAAGAGCACGAUACUCCUGAGAAUGGUGCAGACAGUUUCGAGAGCUCAGACUCACUGCUACAGACCUGGAACAGCCAGUCAUCCUUGCUGGAUGUGCAGCGGGUACCUUCUUUUGAGAGCUUCGAGGAUGAGGGCAGUCAGUCCCUCUGCCUCAAUAAACCAACCAUGUCUUUCAAGGACUACAUUCAAGAGAGGAGUGACCCGGUGGAGCAAGGCAAACCAGUUAUACCUGCGGCUGUGCUGGCUGGCUUCACAGGAAGCGGACCUAUUCAGUUGUGGCAGUUUCUCUUGGAGUUGCUCUCCGACAAGUCCUGUCAGUCAUUCAUCAGCUGGACAGGGGACGGAUGGGAGUUUAAGCUUGCUGACCCAGAUGAGGUGGCCCGCCGAUGGGGAAAGAGGAAAAAUAAGCCCAAGAUGAACUAUGAGAAGCUGAGCCGGGGUUUACGCUACUAUUAUGACAAGAACAUCAUCCAUAAGACGUCGGGGAAGCGCUAUGUGUACCGCUUCGUAUGUGACCUCCAGAACUUACUGGGGUUCACUCCUGAGGAACUGCAUGCCAUCCUGGGUGUCCAGCCAGACACAGAGGACUGAGUUCUCUGGGACCACUUUGAGCCGGCCAUUGGCCGUGGACUGUGAAUGGGAGGCCUGUCCUGCCUAACUGCUCCAAGGACCUAGGAAAGGUGGGACUGAAUACGUCCGGGAAAGUCGCCAAGAAGCAGUGGCCUUAUUUCAUCCCAAACCACGCCUUUGACAAGGCUGUCUCCCUGAUGGCAGGAGGCAGUGAGAAUAGCCAAGAAAGGGGCAGUGGAGAGCCAUCCUGGCUGAAGCAGGCCAUAUGUCGGGAUGGUCCGGGCUGUUUGAGAUUCUCAAAGGAGUGAGCAUGUCAUGGACGCACACAAACAUUUUAAAUUUUAUUUUGCUUUUUGCAAGUAGCAAAUGAAAAAGCCAUCUCAUUUGAGUGGGAUAGGAGACUGGGAAGGAAACAAUCAUGCCAUUUCAGAAGUUAGUUUGUAUAUAUUAUUAUAAUCUUAUUGUUAUCAGAAUUCUCUUUAACAGUCCUAUUUAACAAAUUGUAUAUUGUAAUUUAAAAUAAUUAUAUAACUAUAUUUGAAUUAAGAAUACAAAUAUCCAAUGCUUUAUUUCAUUUUUCAAUAGCACAUAUGGCAUUUUACAAAGACUUGAUCUGCCAAGGGCAGGCUUAAGAAGUGAGGUGUAUAUUUACAUGUAAUAUACCUACAGGAUUAAGGUCUAAGGGGCAAUCCCUGUUUGUUUUGUUUUGUUUUUUUGUUUUUGUUCUUGUUUUUGUUUUUGUUCUUGCCUUGGUUAGUAUCUGGCAAGAACUUUGUAUACUUGGAAAUUUUUAUAAGAAACUUAAUGUUAUUAUCUAGGGGUACAUUUGGCCUCUGCUUUCUCCUUUAAUUGUACAGUAAAAACUAUAAAGCAGUAUUUUUCUUGACAAAUGGCAUAUGUUUUCCACUUCUGUGCAUGCUUAAGUCAGUUUAUACAUACCAUAUUUUAUUUUGUAUUUUACUAUGUUUCCCUGACAACUCACCUCUCCCUGACCAGCCAUUUCCUUCCUGUGCCCAAGUUAUUCUGUAGGAUUAAAAAUAAGAAUACUAUUUUUGGAAAUAUGUGACUCCUUUUCAGAGAUCAGGAGGAAUUUAUGUAGCAGCUAUUUUUUACUGCAAAAGUAAUUCACUGGAAAAAAUGUAAUUUGUAAAAAAGUUUUAUUUUUAUCUCAGCUCCAUGUAAAGUUACACAUAUUGUACAGAGCUGAGGGUGUGUGUGUGUGGGGGGGGGAGUGUUAAACCUCUUAAACAUUAGGGAAAUGUGUCCUGCACUGUCUUUGUUCACCUGUUGUGUCUUGGGCUAUCAGGAUAGCAUGCUGCUUCUAUCAGCUCCAUGUCCACAGCAAGAUUAUUCUUAUUUUCCUGGACAUAAGACUCAGAGACACAGAGAGUGUCAGCAAGAUGGGAAAUGAAGCCUUGGGAUAGCUCAUUUGAAGCAAGAAUUUUUAUAAAGAUGAGGACUUUUACCUGAGCCAACUGUGUAUUCCUGGCAUUGAUAAAUGACCCAGUCAAAUUGGUUUAGAAGUUCUACAGAUUCUCCUGUUUCUUGGCAGUGUAGCUUUGGACCAGUGCCAACAUCUCUUUAGAAUCACCUUGUGGGGAGACCAUGUUGUUUAGAGACAGGGUAGGCUGUGAGGAACAAAGCCAGAGGUAGGACAAUGCAGCCUCGAUUUCCAAAAAAAAAAAAAAGACAAUUUCCAGUGGUUUUACACAAAGGAUGUUUGUCUCAAGUGCAACCUUUCUAUCACUUGGACAUCUGGGUAUAAUAAACAGACAAACAGAUACGUGACUGAAAACAUCUUGCUGCUUAGAGAAUUUGGAGCCAUCAACUCAUGUAUGAAGUUGAGGCUAUGAAAUUACCAAUGUGAGACUGAUCUUUAAUUACGAAGAUGGCAGUUUCAUAGGGUUCAAGCUAUGAAUUAUAGUAACUAAAGUCCUUAGGAGCCUUUAGCAUGGUAACGAACAGAUCUUUGGCAUAAAAUUAUGUAAAUUGGCCUUAUUUCCCAAACAAUAAAGUAUUUUGUUUAUA
Tupaia belangeri chinensis (Chinese tree shrew) is the source of this 3593-nucleotide messenger RNA. RefSeq names its product ETS proto-oncogene 2, transcription factor (gene ETS2). Lineage: Eukaryota; Metazoa; Chordata; Mammalia; Scandentia; Tupaiidae. Gene Ontology annotation, molecular function: sequence-specific DNA binding; DNA-binding transcription factor activity, RNA polymerase II-specific. The transcript has 11 exons. Gene Ontology annotation, cellular component: nucleus. Gene Ontology annotation, biological process: cell differentiation; regulation of transcription by RNA polymerase II. The coding region runs from base 180 to 1586 and encodes 468 amino acids. The record is from RefSeq and is a predicted model, not a curated record.